This is a messenger RNA of Amorphotheca resinae ATCC 22711, 1532 nucleotides long. RefSeq lists its product as hypothetical. Lineage: Eukaryota; Fungi; Ascomycota; Leotiomycetes; Helotiales; Amorphothecaceae. Bases 108 to 1532 code for a protein of 474 amino acids. Gene Ontology annotation, cellular component: cytoplasm; nucleus. The transcript is spliced from 6 exons. The record is from RefSeq and is a predicted model, not a curated record. Gene Ontology annotation, biological process: DNA damage response. Gene Ontology annotation, molecular function: phosphatase activity.
UACGGAUCCGGAUUCUGUCCCCCGCUCAACCCCGCUACAGAACAAACAACUCAGAUUGAAAAUCCAACUUUCACCGUUUGUCCAAAGUUGAAUUGCUCGAGACCAAGAUGGAAUACGACACGAAGACCCCGACCUCCUCUACUGCUGACAAGACAUCAUUUGCCUAUGUCAGUGCCAGAGACAGGUGGCCUAUCAUUAUAACCGGCGCAAUCGAUGAUGUAUAUAGAGCAGUUUCAGAUACAACGGAAGAGCCAAAGCGCACAGAAGGGAAGAAGAUUAUUGAGGAGCUUGCAAAGUUCAAAUAUGAGAUUCAACACGACCGAAAAUUGACGCCUCUUCCUGAUGAUGGAUAUCCCGAUAUCGCAUCUUACAACAAAGAACUCGAACAAUUAGGGAACCCAUCGUGGUUCAAUGUCCCAUGGCUCUUCUCAGAAUGCUACGUCUACCGACGCAUAGCAACGUUGUUUUCCCUAUCGCAACAUUGGAAAUCAUACGACGUAUUCGCCCGUCAAAAGAUGUCAACUUUCCGAUCCUCUCGCCCAGCUGUUCUCGAACUGGCCAGCCGAUAUCAUGAACUUAUAACACAACUGGAGAAGAAAGAAACGAAGACACAAGAGGAGGCUGAAGAGGCAGAGAAACUCUUGUUCAUGGAGAUGUGCGAGAUUUGUCUCUGGGGAAAUGCGACGGAUCUCUCCCUGUUGACGUCCCUCACAUAUGAGGAUAUACAAAAGCUGCAAGGGUCAGAAGCACGGAAAGCAUCAGAGAAAAACAUUCUCGUCAAUGAUUUGGGAGAUGCAUAUGAAGUUUUGAAGAAGGCGAAGAAGGAUGGCAAGGAGAGAAGAGUCGACAUUGUGCUCGACAAUGCUGGAUUCGAGCUCUACGUUGAUCUCAUCCUGGCUGGCUUCCUUCUAUCCGCCGGUCUUGCAACAAACAUCAUCCUUCACCCCAAAUCAAUCCCAUGGUUUGUUUCCGACGUCGUACCUUCAGAUUUUGCAGCUCUACUCAACGCAUUAGCGAACCCUCAAAGCUUUUACUCCACUCCUUCAGACGAGGAAAAGAAUGCUGGCAAGACCCCACAACCAUUAACUCAGAAGGAAGUGGAUGAACUCUCAUUCUUGUUUUCACAAUGGAGUAUGUUCCAUGCGGAGGGUCAGCUGAUACUUCGGACCAACCGAUUCUGGACUGAGGGCGGCAGUUAUUGGAGGUUGCCUGCUACAGCUCCUCAGCUUUAUGAGGACUUGAAGCAGAGCGAGCUGGUUAUUUUCAAGGGCGAUUUGAACUAUAGGAAAUUGACUGCUGAUGGUAUGUGGGAUCCAACUACACCAUUCGUCAAGGCUAUUGGCCCACUGGGUCCGGGAUCCGGUAUCAAUAUUCUCGCUCUACGUACAUGUAAAGCGGAUGUUGUUGUUGGGCUGAAGCCUGGUGAGGAUGAGAAAUUGAGGGCAAUGGAAGGUGGUGGUGGUGAUAGUGGGGCAAGAAAAUGGGCGUGGAGUGGGAAGUGGGCUGUGGUCUCAUUCUCUGCUGGCCGCUGA